Molecule: messenger RNA, 5690 nt
Organism: Cloeon dipterum
Lineage: Eukaryota; Metazoa; Arthropoda; Insecta; Ephemeroptera; Baetidae
Gene: htk
Product: hat-trick
Exons: 21
Coding region: 215-5236 (1673 amino acids)
Biological process (GO): regulation of transcription by RNA polymerase II
Cellular component (GO): nucleus
Molecular function (GO): transcription cis-regulatory region binding
Source: RefSeq, a predicted model, not a curated record
CGUUAGCGGGGUUCCCCCUCCUCCUCGUCUCUCGUCAGCUUGUUCGUUCCGUGGCCUACAACAACUGUUUUCUUUUGGCGGAUGCGUUUUUCUAGCUGAAAAUGUCGACCCGCAAGAGAUAAAGGGCCGAAUUUAGCGACGCCGCGGCUUGCUGCCAGCAUAGACCCUCGAAGGGACGACUGAGCCAGGAAGGCCAUGCUGUGAAGCUGCAGAGAUGCACGCGUCAGGACGAAGAAGAGAUUUAAUGUUGCAGGGCGACGAGCCGCCGUUCCUCACGGAGGGCACGGAGGUCAGCGCCAAGUACAAAGGCGCCUUCUGCGAGGCAAAGGUGCGCAAGGUGGUCCACUCCGUCAAAUGCAGGGUCACCCUGAAAGGCGGGGGAACCACGGUCGUCCAGGACGACCAGAUUAAAGGAGUUCUUUUGACGGGUGCAAACGUCGAAGUGAAACUGCCGGACAAAAAGGAUUUCGUGGAGGCGACGAUCGUGAAAAUCCAGGACUGCAGCCAGUACACGGUGGUGUUCGACGACGGCGACAUCACCACCCUGCGCCGGACGGCCCUCUGCCUCAAGAGCGGCCGCCACUUUGCCGAGGGCGACACGCUCGACAAACUACCCCUCACCCACCCCGAGCACUUCAGCAACCCCGUCGUGCACCACCGCAGGGGCAGACGCAGCAGACAAGCACAUGAUGACAGCUUGGACGAGGAGAGCUCGAACAAGGGCAAGAAACGCGAGGAGCGCGAAGUGGACAUCCGGAAGGUGGUGUGCGUCGAGGUUGGCGACAAGAAGAAGGUCAAGGACAACUGGUUUCCGGGCCUGGUGGUCGAGCCGACCGCGCAGGACACGGUCAAGAUCAACGUCAAGGACGAAUACCUCGUCCGAUCCUUCAAGGAUGGCAGAUAUUACACGGUGCCGAAGAAGGAGGCGUCUGUUUACACGAAAGCCAUUGGGGAGAAAGUGGAGAACCACAGUUUGAAGGCGGCCAUUGAAAAGGCGGAAUUGUUCAUGGCGAAAGACGAGCUGCCGCCGCACUGGGACCGCGACCUGCUCUUCGGCAUCGAAGGCUCCGAUGACACCGACUCGGAAGGAUCUGAUUCGGAGUGUGAGAAGCAGGAGGAUAAAGACCAGUUUGUGGCCAAGCUGUUCACCUUCAUGGAGGACUUUGGUUCUCCGAUUAACAAUGCUCCGACAAUUUAUGACGAGGACGUCGACCUGCACAAACUGUUCAAAGUGGUGGAAAGACUUGGCGGCUACAACAAAGUGACCGGCCAAAACCAGUGGAAGGUGGUAACGCAAAAGCUCAACUUCAUCAACGUGACCACCAACACCACCUCAGCCAAUCUUGUCAAGAAUCUGUACAAAAAGUAUUUACACGGCUUUGAAGACUUCAACCGGAAGCUAGGGUGCACGAUGCAGAGUUCGCCGAUCAGCAAGUCUCGUCGGCGGACGGGCGGCCGCAGCAUCAUCCGCGAGAGGGACCGCUCGACGCCCAUCCCGAAGCCACUCCCUGCCGAAAAAGAAAAGCCAGUGGCGCGCUCGCCGACCCCCAAAGUUGCCGAGAAGAAGACAACCGAGAAAAAGGCGAAAAAAUCCGCCUCCGCUGCGGCGUCGACGGACGGCGAGUCGAGCAGCAAGAAAGCUCGCAGCGAGCGGCUGCAGAACCGCAAGGACGACGCCGGCAGCAAGAAGCGGCUGUGGAAGGACGACAGCCAGUCGGACACGGAAGGCGCCGGGCCCUCCUCGGCCGCCCCUGCGGCGCCGGCAGCGGCGCCAGUGGUGGUGAAAGCCGAGCCGCCGGCCCUGACGCCCGAGCCCAAGGUGGUGGCCAAGCGGAAGGUCGAGACGGAGGAGAGCUCGGACGACGACGAGCAAAAGGACAAACGCGACAAGAGAAUCAAGACCAGGACCACUGAGGAAGAGAGCAAGAAAAAGAGUGGGACUCCGGACAGGAAAAGCUCCGACGGCCCUCCGGUGCGUGAGGAAAAGAAAGUGCCGGCCAAGCCGAAGUCAAAGGACGGAGACGACUCGAGCAGCUCCACGAGCACCCCCAGUACAGCGAAUGUGGCCAAGAAGCGCGGCAGGAAGCGGAAGGAGAGCGAGAAAGUCGAAGAACUCGCGUGCCUGUCCAGUGAUAUUCAAGUUCAAGUUGGUGAUAAAUUGAAGGUGUACUACGGACCUCAAGAGGAAUCCAAAGUCACCUACGAAGCUAAGGUGAUUGAAGUGGACUCAGCUCAAGAUUUGUACAUGGUGCACUACACUGGCUGGAACACGCGUUACGAUGAGUGGGUGCCCAGGGCCAGGAUCGCCAGCAACCUCAGCUGGACGCCCGCCAGGGCCAAACGCACCGGCCGCCCCUCCACAAACGCCAGUCCCCUGAACAAGGUCCGUGGAAAAAUUUAUAAGAGAGCACGAAAGAGUCUGCAAAAGCAAACGAGCGUGGGAUCGUCGUCUGCGGGACCAGGACGUCCGAGCCGCGCGGGCAAGGAGAGUUCAACGCGGUCAACGACGCCGUCCUCCGUGACGUCGUCGUCGAGCAGGACCAAGUCUCCGGCGGCGGGCCAGAGCAGCCGGGCGCAGCGCGCAGUCAAGCGGUCCGAGCGGCAGAAGCGGCCUCGCCGCACCUCCGGCGGCGACGACAAGUACUCGGACAGCGAGUCGGACGAAUCCGACGAGGAAGAGGACUCGGCGCCGCCGCCCACGCCCCGCGGCGCCAGGCUCCGCAGGGACUCCACCCCCAGGGUCAAGAAGAUCAAGGAGGAGCCUGAGGAGGAGGAGGAGGACGACGAGGAUGAUGAGGCCAAGGAGUCAGAUGCCGAGGAACGGAAGGAAAAAGAUAAAGGCUCGGAAGAGGACGACGAGCAAGGAAAGGGUCGCGACUUCAAUUUGAGCCAGCUGCGUUCGGAAAUGCGCGGCUUCGACAAGGCCGUCAAGUCCUCGGAAGCGUCGUCCUCGACGGACGCCCCUUGCGAGCCGCAGCCGCAGGAAUCCACGCCCCCGAAGUCUGAGCCGGGCGAACUCUUCUCGCUGGACGACGACGACAUCUACGAGUUCAAAGAGCCAGAGCCGUUCAAGCCGGAGACGCGCCUCAAACUGUCCGAUGAGAAGCUGAAGAAGUCGCCGGCGACCCCGACGACGCCGAAGGGCCGCAAGAAGAAGGAGUCGACCAGCAGCAUCGACCUGCCCGAGCCGGAGAAGCAGCAGCGGGGCCGCCGUGCCGCCCCCAAACCCUCCGAAGACUCGCUCGACUGGUCCGCCGGCAGCGCCGACUCCUUCAAAAGCCUCAGCCCUUCCUACGAGGCCCCCGCGGCCGCCUCCGGCGCCGCCCCCGCCGCCUCUGGGUCCGGAAGAAAGCAGAUCUACGCCUCUACUGAUUUGUUUGGCGAUCCGCACUCUGGGCAGGAGGACGACGACCUCCCCGCCGCCGACGCCGCCUGCUCUUCACCACUGCCCUUCGAACUUGACUCUUCGCAGGACAGUAAAAAGGAUGAGGCUGCGUUGAAAGAGGAGCGGCCGGAGGUGGAGGGUGAGGAGGAGAAGGGCCGCAAGGACUCGGUCCACGAGACGAUCGAGCGCGUGGUGCAGCAGAGCGGCGACGAGCCCAAGAAGCCGUCAGCCGAUCCUGCCGUCCCCGCCGCCUCCAGCUCCGCCUCCGCCUCCUCCUCCGUUGCUGCAGCUACGAGUGCGGCCCCGGAGCCCGCCCUCCCUGCCAAGCUGACCCUGCUCAAGGCUGUGCCCAUCGCGGAAGUCAAGAACCUGACCAAGGACGCUCACAUUGUUACUGCCGGUAAAAUUAAGGUUGAAGACUUGAAAAAGACUGCGCUGAUGGCCGGCAAAGGCGGCCAGAUCUCUUUUCUGGUGCAAACGGUGGCGAAGCGGCCGGAGCCGUGCGUUCCUAAUGCAGAGGAGAAAAAACCGGCGGAUCCUCCGCCCCCGCAGCAGCCGCCUCCGCCGCCCCCGCCGCCGCAGGUGGUCAACACGAAGCCGCUGCAGAGCUGGAAGUCGAGCUCGCGCGAGUUGUGCAAGUCGCUGCGCAAGGAGCCGCGCAAGAAGGCGCUCAAGAAGACGGUCAGCAAGGAGUUCAUCGACGACGACGACUCCAGCUCCGAUUCGGACAGCAGCGAGGAGCUCAAGCUGGUCAUCGACCGUCUCGAGGAGUCCGGACAGGACACCAGCGACUCUGAUGCGAGCAAGAAACACCAGCAGAGGCAGGAAGAGGAGGAGAGCAGUCUGAAUUCCCUUCUGUGCGAGGAGACGAUACCCGGGAGUCCGGUGCCGGGCGAGGAGCCGAAGAAGGCGAGUCAGGAGGCAGCAACCGCGGCGGCUGCGGCGGCGACGCCCAAGGUGCGGGAGCUGCCCUUCGCCAGCGUGGUGGCCGGCGGCAGCGACGAGGGCCCGUCCACCUCCGCCUCCAAGCCGUCGGCGGCCAACCAGUCACCGGGGGGCGCCGACGAGAAGCACCGGGAGGAGAGCGACGCCGCCACCGUCAUGCAAAACACGCCGCCCACCACCCCCGACACGUCCGCCUCCGCAUCCCCCUCCAGAGACCAAAACGAGCGAUCUCCGAAGCAGGACAGCGGCAAGUCGGAGCAGGAGCUGUCCGAAUUGGAGCUGGACAGCCCGACGGACGGCAAUAAAGGCGAGAGCGAGGACUCCCUGCUCAACGUGGACGUCGGCUGCGAAAGUCCGAGCGGAAACAAAGGCAAAUCCGGCGGUGCUGCGGCCAAGAAGGCGGCCGCCGCGGCCAAGGACGGCCUCGACGGCAAAAAGCCCAAGCGCCGCAGCCGCAAGGAGGUCGAGCCGCCAGCCCCGAAACGCGCCAGGUACUCUGGCGGCCGGGCGGCCGCCAGGAAUCUCGGCGAGUCGUUGCACGAGGUGCGGCGCCGCCUCAAGCGGUCCGAGGAGGCGCAGAUGUCGGCCGACGCCGCCAGCGACAGCGACGACAACGCCGCCGACAACACCAACCUCAUGAGCAUCAGCAUCGCCAACACCGACAAUCUGCUUGCCAACCAACCCUCCAGGCCUUCCAGAUACAACUUCUACGCUGAGCUAGAUCCGACAAUGGAGGGCAGCCAGCGGAUAACCCUGCUGCAGACGCGGAUGCAGGAGCUGCGCAAGACCUACAUGAACGUGAAGGCGGAACUCGCGUUCAUCGACCGGCGGCGGAAGAAGCUGCGACGCAAGGAGCGCGAGGGAAAGUCUGCGGCGGGCAAGGCUGAGGUGUGGUGCGCCACGUGACCUGCGAGGCACGCAAUUUUCUCGAGCAACAGGGCCGGACACUCGUUCGAAUACCUAAAAUGAGGAGUGAUUUUACAAAGUAGUGUUAGUGAGCAACAGCAACUCCAACGACAACAUCUUUUCAGAGCAUUUUUUAGCCGAGAAUGCUGCAUUUAAAUCGACUCAACAUAUCAGGCGUUGCUUCCUGAUUUCGUCACCCGCGAUUUUAUUUUAUUAUUUUUCCCCCCGACUUUCUCGAGCGAAGGAAAAAGAAUUCAGCUGUAGAAAGUGUACGAUCUUUUUUAACCCUUAGUUUUGGCACCCGUUGCGAUGGAUAAUAUUACUGAAACGCUGUCAACAAUGCCCUGACAGAUGCUACGCAGCAAAAACAAAUUCGUAGUAAUAAUGUAUUGUGUGUACUUUACAACAUUGCAAGUACGAUGAAAAGUAAUUAAAAUGUUAUUGCAUACAAUCA